GGCAUGCGCGCCGGGCGGCUGCGCCACGGCGGGCGGCGCGGAGGCCGGGGCUUGGGGGCCGGGGCCGGGCCCAGGGGAGCCUGAGCGAGCGGGGCGGGAGGGGCCGCGGGGACCCCGCCGGGCGGCCCGGGUCGUCGGUCCCCGGCUCGGCGGGCUUCAUCGUGACCGCUCUCGGGAGGGCCCCGAGUGGGGACGGUGUCUGGGCGCGGGGACGCCACGCGUCCCCGGAAGGGAGCCGCGCCCGAAGGUAGGGGUGUCGGGACGCGUCGGACCCCGGGAGCGCUGCCCGCUCGGGGCCCGCUCGUCCGCACGUCCCGACAGGGAGCCGGGAGCCGCGACAGCCGGCCGCGGGCCCGCCGCGCCGUGCGCGCCCCUCGUUAGCGCACGGCCACUGCGACGGGGCGGCCGCCGGGCUGGUCAGCCUUGCCACCAGCUGGUGGUGGCGCAGUUAAGCAAGCAGGGACGUCCCGCUGCCGUUGGCUCGUCGGACCCGCCACUGCUGCAGACCAGUUACGUGCCGUGAAGGCGUCAAGCUCUGGACCUGGGGCCCAGCGCUGAACCGUAAAGACGCUGUGGGACGCAGAAGGGGCCGCGUCUUCGAAAGCCCGCAGGGAGACACGCCAGGGAGAACUGCAGGCCGUAAGGCGUGUUCAGCGUGAUGUAAGCUCUGUUCUGCCAGGGGAUAGGCGUUCUGAAGGUAGAAGGUUCUGGAAGGGAUCUUCGGCAUUUUAAAUACCUUGGCCCGUUUCUGCAGUCUACACGGUCCUGACGACACACUGGACAGGAGCUUCUUUCGUGCACCUUGGGCCAGAAGUGGAAGCAAGCACUACAUCUAGUUUCCCAAAGCAGCUUCGCCGUCACGGAGCCCUGGAGACCUCACAGCUGUUUCCACAUCCCCACUUCCACCUUCCAGCACUAGUUCAAGUGGAAGAAUUAAAGGAAUGUGAUAUGAUGAUAUAACUUGAUAUACCCAAGUAGCAAGUUUGCCUGACUCAGCAUGUCAAAAAACAAGGGUCAUUCAUCUAAAAAAGAUAACUUAGCAGUCACUGCAGUUGCUUUACAAGAUCACAUUUUACAUGAUCUUCAACUUCGAAAUCUUUCAAUAGCAGAUCAUUCUAAGACAAAGGUACAAAAGAAAGAGAACAGAUCCAAAUCUCUAAAAAGAAAUACAAAAGCAGUAAUAGAUACUGGACUUAAAAAAACUAUACAAGGCCCUAAAGUGGAAGAUCCAGAAAAAGAAUAUGUUCUUGAUCCAAAACCACCACCAUUAACUUUAGCACAGAAGCUGGGCUUGUUUGAACCUCCCCCACCACCACUAUCCUCAGAUGAAUGGGAAAAUGUGAAACAAAGAUCCGUCCUGCAAGGGGACUCUGUGCAGCCAUGCCCAAUAUGCAAAGAAGAAUUUGAACUUCGCCCCCAGGUGCUGCUCACAUGCUCACACGUGUUUCACAGAGCAUGCCUCCAGGCUUUUGAAAAGUUCGCAAAUAAAAAAACCUGCCCUCUCUGCAGAAAGAGCCAGUAUCAAACCAGAGUGAUUCACGACGGAGCCCGGCUAUUCAAAAUAAAGUGCGCGACAAGGAUCCAAGCCUGCUGGAGGGGAUACGUGGUCAGGAAGUGGUACCAAGACCUGAGGCGAAAGGUACCUCCCACAGAUGCCAAGUUGAGGCGAAAAUUCUUUGAAGAAAAGGAUACUGUACUGCACUCCUUUAGAAUAUGUACGUUGGGGCAUGUAUGUGUCCUCAUUUCUAAUCGACUGCAAACCUAAAAUCAAGAUUUUUAAAUGAAUGCUAAGGGCCUUAGCAUGAAUCAGGGGCUUCUCUGAACCUAAAGAACUCAUUCGAGGAGAUAAGAAAUACACACAGGAAAAAGAUAACAGCAUCCAGCCAACGCUAAGUGCCCAGGGCAGUGAGAGCUGAAGAGCGCGCUCACGAGAGGAGCCCACGCACACUGGGCCUACGUGCAGGCUGCAGGAGCCACUGGUGCGGGGAAGUCAUGGAAACCGGAAAACAGGACAGUUACUCAGGGGACUCUGUAAAUGACUGGCCGGCUGGGAAACUCCUACAGGAAAGUCAUGAGAAGAAAGGUUGGCACAAGGCCCCAAGGGAUCUCAGGCUCCAGACAGGCCCAGGAUGAGGACUUCGGGACCCACGAAGAGGUGGUGAGGCCAGCGCUCCAAGAAGGCUACGCCGGCAUCAGAGGACAGGCCCCCUCCCCGCUGCUGCCUGUCGCAGCUGUCAGAGCCCCCUCCCCACCCCACCCUGCUCCCGUGGGGUCUCUGAGCCCUCCGCUCAGCCCUCCUUGUUCCCACCCAGCCUUCCUGCAAGCUGGGGGCCCCCUUGUUAAAGGUCACCUGGGUCCCCAGCUCACUCAGCCAUUCCCACACUGUUGUACCAAUCCCGUUAAUCAUUCACCGUGCAAACACUGAAUGGUAAAGUUAUUUAGUUUAGAUUGAAUAAACUACAUUUUAAUAGUCCUUAACCACCAAUACAUAUAAAAGGAAUUGUUACUUUUCUCAUUUAUGAAAUGCUUUUAAUUGCAACUAAGGAAGAAAGUAUGAUUUGUGGACAAGUGUGAAAAUGAUAUUAUGUUUGUUAGGCAGGCUGAGUAGAUACGAAAAUACAAAUUAAACUGUUCCAAGCCCCUUC
Mirounga angustirostris (Northern elephant seal) is the source of this 2645-nucleotide messenger RNA. It is a transcript of the gene RNF32, whose product is annotated as ring finger protein 32. Lineage: Eukaryota; Metazoa; Chordata; Mammalia; Carnivora; Phocidae. Bases 998 to 1765 code for a protein of 255 amino acids. The transcript has 8 exons. Gene Ontology annotation, molecular function: protein binding. The record is from RefSeq and is a predicted model, not a curated record.